UUACCUAUAAACACACACUACUAUUUAGUUUUAUUCAAUGGCUAUAAAAGAUAGAAUCCUGGUUCUAGGAUCCACAGGAUCCAUUGGAAGACACAUAGUUUGGGCAAGUGUUAAGGCAGGAAAUCCCACAUUUGUGUUGGUCAGGAGCAACACUUCUUAUGUCAGGGUAAGCCUUGUCAAAGCUGCUAAUCCUGAAACCAAGGAAGAGCUCCUUCAGAGCUUCAAAAAUUCUGGAGUUAUAAUAAUCGAGGGAGAUAUAAACGAUCAUGAAACACUGGUCAAGGCAAUGAAGCAAGUGGAUGUUGUAAUAUGUGCAGCUGGUAGACUACUGAUAGAAGACCAGGUCAAGAUUAUUGCAGCAAUAAAAGAAGCUGGAAACGUCAAGAGAUUUUUCCCAUCUGAAUUUGGGUUGGAUGUGGACCGUCACGAUUCAGUGGAUCCAGUAAGAGAAGUUUUCGUGGAAAAAGCAAAAGUCAGAAGAAUAAUUGAAGCCGAAGGAAUUCCUUACACUUACCUCUGUUGCCAUGCCUUUACUGGUUACUUCUUACGUAACCUCGCACAGAUUAAUAACAUCGUUGUUCCUCCUCGAGAGAAGGUAGUCAUUCUAGGAGAUGGAAAUGUCAAAGGAGCAUUUGUUACUGAGGUUGAUGCUGGCACUUAUACCAUCGAAGCAGCGAAUGACCCUACAGCCUUGAACAAAGCCGUGCACGUAAGACUCCCUGCCAAUUACUUGACCUUUAAUGAAAUCAUCUCUUUGUGGGAGAAAAAGAUUGGGAAGACUCUUGAGAAAACUUAUGUUCCAGAGGAACAAGUUCUCAAGGACAUUAAGGUAUUGAAAUCCUGGCUCCGUCCCUGUGUAGAGGCUUCCUUCCCAAAUAAUUACCUGCUGGCAUUGUAUCACUCACAACAGAUAAAGGGAGAUGCAGUGUAUGAGAUUGACCCUGCCAAAGACGUUGAGGCUUCUGAGUCUUAUCCUCACGUCAAAUACACCACCGUCGAUGAAUAUUUGAAUCAGUUUGUCUGAUUGCUGAAAUCUGAGGAAUUAACGCGUUAUGCACUUCUGUCACUCUACAAAAAUGCUCCAUAAAACCAACGACGCUUUUCCUUUUUUAUUUUUGUCAAAUUACUUGUGUUUGUCUUGUCCUUUACAAACCCUUCCUAUUUACGUAAUCUUCUUUUCAUCUAAAAUAAAGGUAACACUAUACCAUGCAAUCUUAACUCUUUGCCAAAUGUACUAAAUUGUUUAAAUAUUUGCAAAUGAGUAGA
This is a messenger RNA of Cajanus cajan (pigeon pea), 1266 nucleotides long. RefSeq names its product isoflavone reductase. NCBI's taxonomy places the organism in Eukaryota, Viridiplantae, Streptophyta, Magnoliopsida, Fabales, Fabaceae. Gene Ontology annotation, molecular function: oxidoreductase activity. The record is from RefSeq and is a predicted model, not a curated record.